This is a messenger RNA of Notodromas monacha, 1441 nucleotides long. Lineage: Eukaryota; Metazoa; Arthropoda; Ostracoda; Podocopida; Cyprididae. The record is from the annotation of a GenBank genome assembly.
UUUUUAUUUUUUCUCUGUAGAGGUAAUAAUUUGUGUUUAAUUAUAUGUGCUUCGCGGUGGAUUUUUUGUGAACUUUUUGGAUACAGGGGAAACCAAAAUGCCAUCAGUUCCCACAGUUUCUGAUCAAGCCUGGGUGACAUUGGCGACGAAUGACACCUAUGCCCUUGGAGCCCUGGUAUUGGCGCAUUCCUUGUCCAGGGCAAGGACCAGCAGAGCACUAGUUGUUAUGGUUGCUCCACAGGUGUCGCCUGGCAUCAGGGAAGUUUUGGCAGAAGUUUACAAUGAAGUGAAAGAAGUGGAUGUUUUGGACAGCAGAGAUGAGGCCAAUUUAGCACUGAUUCAGCGCCCAGAGCUUGGAGUCACAUUCACCAAAUUGCACUGCUGGAGACUGGGGAACUACAACAAGUGUGUCUUCUUGGAUGCUGAUACUUUGGUGAUGCAAAAUUGUGAUGAGCUAUUUGAACAUGAAGAGCUGUCAGCUGCACCAGAUUGUGGUUGGCCUGACUGCUUCAACUCUGGAGUGUUUGUGUUUUGUCCCAAUGAGCAGACUUAUCAAGAUUUGCUCAACUUUGCCCUCUCUUAUGGUAGUUUUGAUGGGGGUGAUCAAGGGCUUCUGAACUUGUUCUUCCAUGAAUGGGCAAGAAAAGACAUCAAGAAUCAUCUUCCUUUUGUAUAUAACAUGGUGUCAACUGCAGCUUACUCCUACUUACCAGCAGUGAAACAGUUUGCAAAAGAUGUGAAAAUUGUGCAUUUCUUGGGGUCAACAAAACCUUGGAUGCACAACUUUGAUCCAGUUGCUGGACAAGUGACAGUAAAAGAUGCUGUGGAAAGCUUUUCACAAGGGUUCCUGCAGACAUGGUGGGACAUCUUUGCAUCUGAUGUCCUGCCCAGAAUGUCAGCUGGUGAACAUGCUGACCUUACACAUGCCCUGGGGAGGUUGAAUUUGCAGUCAAGUUCUGAAGUCUGCUCUGAUGAAGCUUCUGCAGAUGUGAAGACUGAGCAAGAACGUUAUGCAGCUUGGGAAAAGGGCCAAAUGGACUACAUGGGAACUGAUUCAUUUGCCAAUAUCCAGGCCAAACUUGAUGCUGCCAUUUCUACUCCCAAAAGAGCCAAGUCAAAGUCUCCUGAAGCUGAACCUGAACCUGAUGUUGAGGAGACCACUUGAAUCAACUUUUUUGCUUGUUUGUUUGUUUUGGAUGAAUCAAAGUCCCCAACUGGUGUGAGAUUGUCUUAGCCAAUACCCCUCUAAAAAAAAGUCCCUGUGCCUUACUGUCUGAGUAGGCCAACUCCAAGUUUUAAUUUUGCGCUUAACUGGUGGUAGGGUGCGCGUCUGUCAGCUUUUUCCUGCAUUGACACUGCUUUAAUGAACAGUGUGCCAUUUAUUUUAUGAAAAAGUUGGAAAUUGAAGGAAAUGUACUAUAAAACAAUGUACUUGCUCCAG